Messenger RNA from Lotus japonicus, 917 nucleotides. RefSeq lists its product as uncharacterized. The transcript is spliced from 2 exons. Lineage: Eukaryota; Viridiplantae; Streptophyta; Magnoliopsida; Fabales; Fabaceae. The coding region runs from base 97 to 789 and encodes 230 amino acids. The record is from RefSeq and is a predicted model, not a curated record.
UGUAUAUAGGAACGAAACCAUUAUCCAUCACUCUUACAUCUCUCUCUUUUUUCUAUUUAAAGUGUUGAAGAACAAGUGAGAAACAAACAUCCAUCAAUGGUUAUAGAGCAGAAUCAGAGGAUGAUGAAGAAUGAAUCAAACGGUGAGAAAUCAAAGGCUCUGAUGACUCGUGACUUGCUUGGUGGAUCCUCCAUUGAAUCCCAGGAAUUGGACCUUGACAUGCGUGUACCCUCAGGCUGGGAGAAGCGCUUGGACCUUCAGUCAGGGAAAUUGUACAUUCAGAGGCACAACUCAUUAGCUUCACCUGUGUCUGAACACAAAUGUCAACAGAAUCAAGCAGGUCCACAACUUAAAGACCUAAAAUUCACUCCUCCUUCAUCAAAAAUUCCCUUGAACCUUUUUUAUGACACAAGCUUGGAUUUGAAGCUGGUUUCAUAUUCAUUGCCCUUAUCAAACAAUUAUGAAAGCGUGUGCACUCUCGACAAGGUGAAAUCAGCACUUGAAAGAGCAGAGAAAGAGCCGGCAAUUUUAAGGAAGAGGGCAUCAUCAUCAUCAUAUUUGUCAUCAUCACCAUCUGCUUCAUUUUCCUCUUCAUCCUCUUCAAUAAUAACCCAAGAAGAAGAAGAAUGUGAAGUGAAGAUCUUGGCUUCACCGGUUGCUACAGGGUGUCCUGGUUGCUUAACUUAUGUGUUGGUAACGAAGAACAAUCCCAAGUGUCCAAGGUGCAACACUAAUGUUCCUUUUCGUUUGAUGAAGAAACCAAGACUUGAUCUUAAUUUGUCAAUUUGAAAUUUUGAUGUCAAUUAGUAGUACUCCAUUUUGUAAAUUGAAUGAUGUGUAAAUUUAGGCUGUUUAAGAAUAGGGUGGAUCGCUUGAUAACCAACUUUAUUACGCAAUUGGAAAUUUACUGUCGGAAA